AUGGAUGGUGGACUUCCCAGUGUGGAGAGACCAUGGAAUCCCUCUGACUCUGAGCAACCUCGUACUGUGGGGGAUGGGGCCGGGAUUCAGGGGGAGAAGAAACGUUCCUGCCCGGAAUGUGGGGAAUAUUUUAGCUCUGAACUAAGUCUUACUGUACAUCAGAGAUAUCACACAGGUGAGAAGCUUCAUUCCUGUUCUGAGUGUGGGAAGUAUUUUCUUCAUAAAUCAGAACUGGCGAGACAUCGGAGAUCUCAUACGGGAGAGAAGCCGUAUUCCUGUAAUGAGUGCGGGAAAUGUUUUCCACACAAAUCAGAACUCGUUAUACAUCAAAGGUGUCAUACAGGUGAGAAGCCUUAUUCCUGCCCUGAGUGCGGGAAACGUUUUUCAGACAGGGCCAGUCUUUCCAGACAUCAGAGAUUGCACACAGGCGAGAAGCCAUAUUACUGCCCCGAGUGUGGAAAAUGUUAUACACGGAAAUCAGAACUCGUUAUACAUCAAAGAUCUCACACGGGGGAGAGGCCAUAUUCCUGCCCUGAGUGCGGAAAAAGUUUUUCACAGAAGUCCAAUCUCAACACACAUCAGAAGUCCCACACGGGGGAGAAGCCGUAUUCCUGUCUUGAUUGCGGGAAAUGUUUUUCACAGAAAUCCUGUCUAUCCAGACAUCAGAGAUUGCACACGGGCGAGAAGCCGUAUUCUUGCCGUGAGUGCGGGAAAUGUUUUCCACGGAAAUCAGACCUUGUUAUACACCAAAGAUCUCACACGGGUGAGAAGCCGUAUGCCUGCCCUGAGUGUGGGAAAUGUUUUUCACAGAAGUACAACCUAAACACCCAUCAGAGGUGUCACACGGGUGAGAAGCCUUUUUCCUGUCCCGUGUGUGGGAAAUGUUUUUCCCGAAAGUCCACUCUUACUGAACAUCAGAUCUGCCACACGCGGGAGAGGCAGUUUUCCUGCCCUGAGUGUGGAUCGGGUCUUAAUGAGCACAAAAGAUCUCACACGGGGGAGAAGCCACAUUCCUGCCCUGAGUGCGGGAAAUGUUUUUCAAAAAAGUCCUAUCUUUCUAUACAUCAGAGAUCUCACACAGGGGAGAAGCCGUUUUCCUGUCCGGAGUGCGGGAAGUGUUUUUCCUUUAAGUGCAAUAUUUACAAACAUCAGAGAUUGCACACAGGUGAGAAGCCAUUUUCCUGUCCUGAAUGCGGGAAAUGUUUUAUACAGAAAUCAGAACUUGUCACGCAUCAGAGGUUUCACACGGGGGAGAAGCCGUAUUCCUGCCCUGAGUGCGGGAAAAGUUUUUCAGACAAGUCCAAUCUCAACAGACACCAAAGAUCUCAUAUGGGGGAGAAGCUGCACUUUUGUCCUGAGUGCGGAAAAUAUUUUUCAGAGAAGUCUAGUCUUUACAGACAUCAGAGAUUGCACGCGGGGCAGAAGCCUUAUUCCUUUUCUAAGUGUGGGAAAUGUUUUAUAAAAAAAUCAGACCUUGUCACACACCAGAGAUCCCACUCUAAUCUUCACACACAUCAGAAAUUGCACACGGGGGAGAAGCCAUUUUCCUGUUCUGAGUGCGGGAAAUGUUUCUCAUACAAGUCCAAUCUUUACAGUCAUCAGAGAUUGCACACGGGUGAGAAGCCGUAUUCCUGUCCUGAGUGCGGGAAAUGUUUUUCACAGAAGUCCUAUCUUUACACACAUCAGAGAUUGCACACGGGGGAGAAGCCGUAUUCCUGCUCUGAGUGUGGUAAAUGUUUUUCACAGAAGUCCCAUCUUUACACACAUCAGAGAUUGCACACAGGUGAAAAGCCGUAUUCCUGUUCUGAGUGUGGGAAAUGUUUUUCAGAUUAUUCCUGUCUUUACAAACAUCAGAGAUCUCACACAGGGGAAAAGCCACAUUCCUGCUCUGAGUGCAGGAAAUGUUUCCAUUAUAAAUCCGGUCUUAAUGAGCAUAAAAGAACUCACACAGGGGAGAAGCCGUAUUCCUGCCCUGAGUGCGGGAAAUGUUUCAAUAAUAAAUCCGGUCUUAAUGAGCAUAAAAGAUCUCACACGGGGGAGAAGCCGUAUUCUUGUCCUGAGUGCGGGAAAUGUUUUUCAGUGAAGUCCAGUCUUUACACACAUCAGAGAGCUCACACGGGGGAGAAGCCGUAUUCAUGUUCUGAGUGCGGGAAAUGUUUCCGUUUUAAAUCUGAUCUUAUUAUGCAUUUAAGAUCUCACACGGGGGAGAAGCCACACCUCUGCACUGAGUGCGGGAAAUGUUUUGUAAAAAAAUCACAGCUUGUCAGACAUCAAACAGCCCACACGGCCUGUCCUGAGUGCGGGAAAUGUUUUGCAAGCAAGUCCAAUUUUUAUAGACAUCAGCGAUUGCACAAGAAUGAAAAGUUGUAUUUAUGUUCUCAGUGCGGGAAAUGUUUUUUACAAAAAUCAGAUCUUGUCAUCCAUCAGAGAUCUCACACGGGUGAGAAGCCGUAUGCCUGUUCUGAGUGCGGGAAAUGUUUUGCACAAAAAUCUGAUCUUGCCACACAUCAGAGGUCUCACACGGGAGAAAAACCAUAUUCAUGUUCUGAGUGUGGAAAACGUUUUAUAAAAAAAUCAGAUCUUGUUACACAUCAAAGGUCCCACACAGGGGAAAAACCAUAUUCAUGUUCUGAGUGUGGGAAAUGUUUUGUACAAAAAUCAGAUCUUGUCACACAUGAAAGGUCUCACACGGGGGAUAAGCCACAUGCCUGUCCUGAGUGCGGGAAAUGUUUUUCGGUUAAGUCCCAUCUUUACAGACAUCAGAGACUGCACACAGGUGAGAAGCCGUAUUCCUGUUCUGAGUGCGGGAAAUGUUUUGUGCAAAAAUCAAAUCUUAUCACUCAUCAAAGGUCUCACACAGGAGAAAAACCAUAUUCCUGCUCCGAGUGCGGGAAAUGUUUUGUGCAGAAAUCAGAUCUUGUCACACAUCAAAAUUCUCACACCGUUAAAUCUCAUCUUUACAGACAUCAGAGAUCUCACACGGGUGAGAAACCGUAUUCUUGUCCUGAGUGCGGGAAAUGUUUUUCACAGAGGUCCCACCUUUACAGACAUCAGAGACUGCAUAUGGGCGAGAAGCCGUAUUCCUGUUCUGAGUGCGGGAAAUGUUUUUCACAGAAGUCCCAUCUAUACACACAUCAAAGAUUGCACACGGGAGAGAAGCCACGUUCCUGUCCUGAGUGA
Messenger RNA from Staurois parvus, 3180 nucleotides. NCBI's taxonomy places the organism in Eukaryota, Metazoa, Chordata, Amphibia, Anura, Ranidae. The record is from the annotation of a GenBank genome assembly.